Colias croceus (clouded yellow) is the source of this 1353-nucleotide messenger RNA. RefSeq lists its product as uncharacterized. NCBI's taxonomy places the organism in Eukaryota, Metazoa, Arthropoda, Insecta, Lepidoptera, Pieridae. The record is from RefSeq and is a predicted model, not a curated record. The coding region runs from base 44 to 1093 and encodes 349 amino acids. The transcript has 2 exons.
CACACCAAGUUAUUAUUGAUCGUUAAGUAAUUUAUAGGUCACCAUGAAGACGAACACGAAAAAUUCGGAAAAUAUGUCUCAACGCGAGAAAUUCCAAUUGCUUAAUUCGGAAGUGCGUUCCUUUUACGAAUAUUGUAAAGAAGUGGGUAUGAGUGACGAUGAAAUAGAUAUUAUUUGUCGUCCUUUGAUGAGUGCUGUGAGAAGGGCGACGAUUAAGAGAUGGCGAAGGAUCAUCAUUUUGAUGAUGUUGUUUUUGGCGACUGGGUAUAUUGUGAGCCAAACCGAUUCAUUCCAAUGGCAUGUUGCUGCAGUAGCUCGAUUGACGCUGAUCAAGCUGCUGCCUUUGAUAAAUUGGACACCGAUGUAUUACAAUCAAUGUGUACUGGGGAGAUUACCGCUACAGAAUUUUGAAGCUGAACCUGUUUCUACCAGUGACUGCAUUGCUUGUGAAGCUAUACAGAACAUCGCACGCAUAGCGAACACAGACCACAACGAAGUACUAAACCACCACCUCCUAAGAGGUGCGCCUGUUAUAGUAACAGACGCGUAUACAGACUGGUCUUCCGGCGAAUAUAACUUCACAGGCCUCGUGAAUAACGACGACAGGCUCCGAGAAUCGGUGCCCUGUAGGAUCCUAACCAAUAUACGUAUUGGGAAACAACCCAUGGACCUACAGGAGAUCGUUUCGCGUAUUACUGAGAGCAAUAUACCAUCUUGGUUCAUACAUUUCCAGAACUGCGAUAUUCGCGCCGUCAAAACGUUCAGGGUUCUCGCUCCUAGACCAUACUUCCUUUCCCCAGAAAUCCCCCCUUCCCAUUUCAACUGGCUCCUUCUAUCUAAGAAUUAUGAAACGAAUCGCUAUAAGUACUUGGAGUUUGAUAUUGGCCUGAUCAUCAUGUCCCAACUCAAAGGGCAGACUUCUAUUCAGUUGAAACCAAGGAUGCCAUGUGAAAAUAUCUGCGGUCCGGUCAAAAUUGAUUUGCAGGAAACUGAGACAUUGGUUUUGAGCAAUUCGUUGUGGGAAUUUGAAUAUUUGCCCGGGAAAGGGGAGAAUCUUGCUAUGAUCACUGAAACCGAUUGGGUUGAAACCUAAAUUAUAAUAUCGAGUAAUAGUGUAGUUAAAUGUAUCGGUGGAUUCAUAAUUUCAUAAUCCUGUAGCUUAAAUCUAAAUAUACUAUGUGUAUCGUAGGCCUCCUGUAUUAUUUAAAAAUGGUAUACGAUUCAUUUUACGUACUUAAUAUGGAAAAUCACGUCUUUACAAUUUAUUUUAUAAGAAACUAGCUUAACGCCCGCGGCUUCGCCCGCUUUGUCUAAAACCUAAUAAAUUAUAUACUAAAACUCUCUUGAAUCACU